AUGAAGACUCACUCAAGACAGUUGGCGGGCAGUUUGAUGUCAGCAUGCAUCCUACUAGCUUCUCCACUGCUGGCAACCAACAUCACGGUGUACCAGUCUGGUGUGGCAUUGAUACCAAGUCCCCUUCCCGCGCCAGGUCCAGCGGCCAACUUCGAAGAGAUUAUCACUCAAUUCAACCGCCUAGGAAGAACGACAGUGUGGAACUCGAUCAAGAACAUCACGUUCGAAGGCGACACGGGUGAGCCCGAAGGAAUGGUCAACAUCGGCGAGGACAGAUACAUCCUGGGCCGGGGCGACUGGACCGAGAAGACGGUCUCGUACGGCAAGAACGUCAUCAUCAACGGCACCGACCGGUCCCCUGGCGCUGGAUACGCGCACAUUCUUGUCUACGACGGCACGGGCAAACGUAUCGCCGAUGCGACACUCACAGCUCCAGGCGACAUCGAGUACCACAUCGGCGGGAUCGACUACGACGGCGAGGUCCUCUGGGCCACGCUCGCGCAGUACCGGCCCAACACGACCGCGACCAUAGUGUCCAUCGACCCCGUCACCCUGCAACACACCGCCCUCAUCCACUACGCGGACCACCUCGGCGGCAUCGUCCACGACAAGAAAGCCCGGCGACUGAUGACCCUAAACUGGGGCGCGCGCAACGCCUCGAUCUGGAACCUCAACAACACAUCCACAUCCACAUCGGCCAUCGCCCCAUUCCCGCAAUUCUCCAUCCCCGAAAAAGUCGUCCGCAACCCGAGCUUCUACGUCGACUACCAGGACUGCAAGUUCCUCGGCCGCUCGAAGAUCUACGCCUAUCGCGCCGUGGCCAUGUGUUCGGGUGUCGCGACGCUGGCGGUCAAUGUAACGAUCGGGGGCCUGGCGCUCGUCGAUGUCGAGACUCUCGUCCCGCUGUCCGAGGUGCCCCUCAUGCUGAAGAGUGCGUUGGGCACGCCCAUCACGCAGAAUCCGUUUGAUGUUGCGCUGGUGGAUGGCUCGAUCCGGUUUUAUUUUCUGCCCGAUCAGCAUAAUUCGACACUGUAUGUCUAUGAGCCAGAGGUUAAUAGCCCGUAUCAGUAUUAA
This is a messenger RNA of Exophiala bonariae, 1074 nucleotides long. RefSeq lists its product as uncharacterized. The record is from RefSeq and is a predicted model, not a curated record. NCBI's taxonomy places the organism in Eukaryota, Fungi, Ascomycota, Eurotiomycetes, Chaetothyriales, Herpotrichiellaceae. The coding region runs from base 1 to 1074 and encodes 357 amino acids. The transcript has a single exon.